Grammomys surdaster is the source of this 3244-nucleotide messenger RNA. Its product is annotated as zinc finger protein OZF-like. The transcript is spliced from 5 exons. The record is from RefSeq and is a predicted model, not a curated record. Gene Ontology annotation, biological process: regulation of immune system process; negative regulation of transcription by RNA polymerase II; regulation of cytokine production. The coding region runs from base 105 to 1808 and encodes 567 amino acids. Gene Ontology annotation, molecular function: RNA polymerase II cis-regulatory region sequence-specific DNA binding; DNA-binding transcription activator activity, RNA polymerase II-specific. Gene Ontology annotation, cellular component: nucleus. NCBI's taxonomy places the organism in Eukaryota, Metazoa, Chordata, Mammalia, Rodentia, Muridae.
CUUCUCCCAGCUCUGGGUUCUGGAUUGUACCUGGUAUCUGUCGCCGUGUGACUCGCUGGUGCCUGGACACCCAGCACGAGGGGGGCGCUCGCCGGAGUCCCGAAAUGGGGUUGGUGUCAUUUGAGGAUGUAGCUGUGGACUUCACUUGGCAGGAAUGGCAGGAGCUGGAUGCUGCUCAGAGGACCCUCUACAGGGAGGUGAUGCUGGAGAACUACAGUAGCCUCGUGUCCUUGGGGCACUGCGUGACUAAACCUGAGUUAAUCUUAAGGUUGGAGCAUGGAUUCCAGCCAUGGAGCAUAGGAGAUACUUCAGUCUGGAGUCUCCCAGGUAUUCUUGAAGUGUAUACUCCAGAUGAGAAUUGCCUGGAAAAUCCAGAGAGUCAUAUGUGGCCAGUGGGAAGCAUCAACAGAAAUCUUUCAAAUAAAGAGAUGAUUGAAGCAGAAAUGAAGGUUGAACUGGAACUUCAACGAGGUACAAAACCCUAUGAAUGUAAACCAUGUAUGAGGAUGAUUAGCCUGCCGUCGCAGCACAACAAGCAGCAUGCAUUCUAUCCAAGUGUGAAGCCGUACGAAUGGAAGGAGUGUCAGAAAGCUUUCUGUUACAAGUCAGCACUCACUCAACACCAGCGAACUCGUACAAGAUUGAAGAUCUAUCAAUGUACAGAAUGCAGGAAAGCUUUCCCCUCCAAAUCAGAACUCACUGUGCAUCAUAGAAUUCAUACUGGUGAGAAGCCCCAUGAAUGUGAAGAAUGUGGUAAAGCUUUCUAUCGUAAGUCAACCCUUACAGUACAUCAGAAAACUCAUAGAGGAGAGAAACCUUAUGAAUGUAAAGAGUGUUGGAAAGCUUUCUAUUAUAAGUCAACCCUUACUGAACAUCAGCGAAUUCAUACCGGCGAGAAGCCUUAUGUGUGUAAAGACUGUGGCAAAGCUUUCUUCUACAAGUCAAACUUAACUCGCCAUCAUAGAACUCAUACAGGGGAGAAGCCUUAUGAAUGUGAAGAGUGCAGGAAAGGUUUUUCCUCCAAGUCAGAGCUCACUUCACAUCAUAGAACUCAUACGGGUGAGAAGCCCUAUCAGUGUGAAGAAUGUGGUAAAGCUUUUUACUGCAAGUCAACCCUUCGUGUACAUCAGAAAAUACAUACAGGUGAAAAGCCUUAUGAGUGUAAGGAAUGUCAGAAAUCUUUCUAUUAUAAGUCAACUCUGACUGAACAUCAGAGAACUCAUACAGGUGAGAAGCCCUAUGAAUGUAAAGACUGUGGCAAAGCUUUCUUCUACAAGUCACAGUUAACUCGCCAUCAUAGAAUUCAUACAGGGGAGAAGCCUUAUGAAUGUGAAGAGUGCAGGAAAGCUUUCUCCUCCAAGUCAGAGCUCACUGCUCAUCAUAGAACUCAUACCGGUGAGAAGCCCUAUGAGUGUAAAGAAUGUGGCAAAUGUUUCUGUCGCAAGUCACACUUAACUCUUCAUCAUAGAAUUCAUACAGGUGAGAAGCCCUAUGAAUGUAAAGAUUGCAGAAAAGCUUUUUUCUGCAAGUCAGGACUUGCCCGACAUCUGGGAACUCAUACACAUGGUACAAAUACAAAGAAUAGAGAAAAGCAUUUUCCUGCAACUCACAGUUCAGUCAAUAUCAGAAAUGAUAUACAAGUUAGAAACCCUGUGGCUAUAAAGAAUGAAGAAAAACUCUCUACUACAAAUCAGUCCUCAGUCCAUAUGAUGGACUUCUUAGAGUUGAGAAGUCCUAUAAAUGUGCAUAAUGCAGGAAAACUUACCUUCUUAACUCAUACCUCAUUCAAUAUGAACGAACUCAGGUGAGACACACUAAUAACGUAGCGAAGGCUAGAAAGUGUGCAGUCAAUCAGGAUAAUUUGACAUCAGAGAAUGCCUGUAGAAUGAUUACAGCAAAGAACUGCUAUAAGGGAGACCUCUCUCAACAUGAGAAGAACGUUUUAUCUGGAAAGAACACAGGAAAGCUCUACCAUAGUUAUCUCAAUGUAAGCAACUUACACAUGUAAAGAAGCUUAUGAAUUAAAAGCCAAAAGUUUUGAAUGGUAAGUCAGGUCUCUAUUGAAACCUGCAAUGAAAAACCCUGAAAAUGUAUAAAAAUCAAAAAACAUUUCCCACUGUACACUACGAUAUAUGUACUAAUCUUGAAAAAUAACCAUUCAAGGGACCCUUAUAAAGAACAUAGGAAAAUUUUGAUAAGUCAGAUCACAUUUUGCAUCAAAAAAGUCAUACAGGUGAGAGACUGUGUACAAAUAAAUUUGUCAUGUGUAGUGGUACUUGCUUAUGUUCAUUUUCAGUGACACAUAGAUAUUCAAGACUAGGAACAUCAUACCCUCUCUAACUCUGGGUGAGCCUAGAGUGUUAUAAGGGCAUGUGUAGAAAUGUGAUGUAGUUCAGAAAUGCUGUUGAGGCAUGUUGGAAAUGACUGAUUCUGUAUCUGGUAGGAGGCACUGGCUUAUUUUGUAGGACUGCUAAAGUCACUGGUGUUCUGUGUUUUCUGAUUCUCACCUCAUAAGAGAAUAUGUAGUAAAUCUGAUAGUCAUUUUAAUCUGACAGUCAAUGACAUAGGGGUCCAGAAAUUAACAGUACUUAUUUUCUGAUCUCAGAGAGUGGUAACAUUUAUAUCAAAUUAGUAACACAAGAGAGAUCAAGGUACAUGGGUUUCAUACCACACUUUGCAGAUACAGAAGAAAAUCUAGACCAGUGCCUAAGAUAACAAACCAAGUGAGUAUUAGAGCCAGGAACAAAUAUCCUAUCUCAGCUCAGUGUUUCUUGUACUAGUCCUGCACCAUUUUAUUUGACCAGAUUUAUAUAGUUUGCUGUUAGUGGAUGAAGGGAGAACAGUCUUCAUUAUCAUUUUCCAACUCUGGCAGAAGAGAAUCAGUGUUGUGAGUGGCUGUCUUUUAAGCGAAGCAACAUCCAUCUCGGGGAAUUCAGCUGUGUCCCUUUGCAGAAGCUCAUCCCAACUGGGCUUAUUGAUGGUUUAUACUCUCUUCUCUUGGCAUCCAACUGUUCUCUACCAACUAACAGCUCUGCAGACUUCCUGGGAAAAAGAUUUAAAGUGCCAAGAAAGACUAGGGAAGGAGCCACAUCCUCCAUCUAUGCUGUUUUGGAAAAAAAUCCCAUUUCUGCUGAGUAAGGCUUUCCAAAUUUGGCCCACUAGGGGUGGUGUACCCAUACCCUUGUAAGUAACCCUACCCACCCUCUGUAAGGAAGUCAAAUAAAAUCAUUGGUUUAUUUAUGAA